AUGGCCGACCGCACGCUUCCAUGGCCCAUUCAGGAUGCCAUCGAUAUCAUGGCCGGUCGCCACACUCUGUCAAAGUACAUCCCCCCUGUUCUCUGGCUAUUCGAUGACUACACCAAGAUGGCCGGCGGGACCGGUCCCCUCGUCUACCCUGCCGCUCACGUCUACACCUUCACGGGGCUGUACUAUCUCACUGACCGAGGGAAGAACAUCCUCCUGGCUCAGCAGCUGUUUGCCGUCUUCAUCUUCGUCCUGCGUUGCUUCAACGACUGCUUCGCCGCCUUCUUCCUGUGGCUGUCCAUCUUCUGCUUCCAGCGACGGAUGUGGACCUUGGGCGCCGUCGCGUACGCCUGGGGCCUGGGCAUCAAGAUGUCCCUCCUGCUCGUGCUCCCGGCCGUGGCCGUCGUGCUGUUCCUCGGCCGUGGACUGCGGGGCAGCCUGCGGCUUCUCUGGCUGGUGCUGCAGGUCCAGGUGGCCAUGGCCGUCCCCUUCCUCACCACCAAUGCGGGCGGCUACCUGGGCCGGGCGUUCGAGCUCUCCCGCCAGUUCAAGUACGAGUGGACCGUCAACUGGCGCAUGCUCCCGGAGGACGUGUUCCUGAGCCGCGAGCUGGCCGUCGCCCUGCUGGCGGGCCACGUCGGCGUGCUCCUCCUCUUCAUCGGCAACAGGUGGGUGGCGCGCGCGACGGCCGGCAGGUCGCCGUGGGCCAUGAUCCCCGACCUGCUGCGUCUGCGGUCCCCGUUCCGCACCAGGAGGGAGGAGGAGGACGUCGCCGGCAGGGUCACGCCGGAUCUCGUCAUGUCCACCAUGCUCACGGCAAACGUCGUCGGCCUGCUCUUCGCCAGGUCCCUCCACUACCAGUUCUACGCGUACCUCUCCUGGGCGACGCCGUACCUCAUCUGGAGGGCGGGCCGCGCCGGUGCCGGCGUCUGGGCAGUAUGGAUCCUGCAGGAGUAUGCGUGGAACGUCUUCCCCAGCACGGACCUGAGCUCUGCCAUCGUCGUCGCAUCGCUGCUUUUUACCGUCUGCGCUGCGUAUCUGGCACCCGCAGAGGAGGAGAUGCAUGCGGAUGAUGGCGAUGAGCAGCAGUUGUCUGCCGCUACUGAGUCCAGCAAGACAAGGUGA
Geosmithia morbida is the source of this 1122-nucleotide messenger RNA. RefSeq names its product alpha-1,3-mannosyltransferase. Gene Ontology annotation, cellular component: endoplasmic reticulum. Lineage: Eukaryota; Fungi; Ascomycota; Sordariomycetes; Hypocreales; Bionectriaceae. Bases 1 to 1122 code for a protein of 373 amino acids. Gene Ontology annotation, molecular function: dol-P-Man:Man(5)GlcNAc(2)-PP-Dol alpha-1,3-mannosyltransferase activity. The record is from RefSeq and is a predicted model, not a curated record. The transcript is spliced from 3 exons.